UGACAUUUUCCGCAUCCGAUUCCAUAUGACAGAAUACUUGUGGACUUUCGAGUAAUAUCUCGCCCAAGUCUUUGUUCACAUUUAUAUUUCUGAUAACCUUCUCACUAUGUGGUUGUAGCUCUUUGCACAGUGUUCUCCACGCUGGUGGAUCUUGCAGAAAUAUUAAUAUGUCUUCAUAGUUGUCUAGCGGCUUACAGGUUAGCUCCUCUGUCACCCAAAUUUGUUUUUCUGUCAUUGUUUUUGUGAACACUAUAAUAAAAAGAUUUAUCAAGUAGACUCACUACGUCCUUGCCACUUUAGAUUUCAUUCAAAUUUAAAAUUAGAUAUAAGCAUUAAACAUAGUACUUGUUCGCCGCAAGUUAAUAGUGCAUGUCGUACUCAAAUUUAUUAUACUUGUCCCAUGACUUACGUCUAAAUGUCACAAUCCAUCAGUUAAGAUACACAAUAUACAAAAAAAACAACAUGCCUUAGCUAAACUAUAAUAGACAAGUGCCAGCCAAAUGCGCAAAUGGUUGCCUCUAAAAAGGCUUCAGCAAGUUUACUUCAAGGCUUUCAUUGCAUCUAUCCUGGGUUUGAUAGCAUUGAUUCAAUUUUUUGCAUGCUAUGGAUAUUAUAACUAUGACUGCAUACCUAGGAGUGAAAUAGAGAAGCAUAUUUAUUUACAUGCAAACCCUAAUUUAGUGAAAAGAACUAAGCCAGACUGUAGAUAUGAGGAUAUUUAUCAGAAAUAUUACCCAGAUGAUUGGCAAAUCAAUGGGCAUGUUGAUGGGUUUCUUCCACAUGGAAUUGUAAAUGGCAGCUUCAUUCCAAAGGACUGCAAUCCUCUGAUAAGUGUUGCUAUACUUGUUACAUAUAGAAAGAGACAGAAGCAAUUGGAUAUAUUUAUUCCAUAUAUACAUAAUUUUUUAAGGAAACAAAAUAUACACUACAAGGUAUAUGUAAUUGAACAACAAGAUGAUAAGCCUUUCAACAAGGGCCUGUUGUACAAUGCGGGUGCGCGGAGGGCCCUCGAGGAGAGAUUCCCGUGUCUCAUUCUGCACGAUGUAGACCUUUUGCCGGUCAACGCCGCCAAUAUCUACUCCUGCUUGAGCCUUCCUCGACACAUGAGCGCUAGCAUCGACAAGUUCCGCCUCAACCUGCCCUACGAGUCCCUAACAGGCGGGGUCCUGGCCAUCCGCGCCGACCACUUCCGCCAGAUCGACGGCUUCUCCAACCGCUUCCAAGGCUGGGGCGGAGAGGACGACGAUCUCGCGCUGCGCCUGCGACACGCCGCUUUAGAUAUUUUAAGACUGCCCCCGGAGAUGUCGAGGUACCGGAUGCUGGUGCACCGUCAGGAGCGCAAGAACGCGGCUCGCCACCGGUUGUUGAAGAUGGGGCCCGAGCCAAGGGACGGGUUCCGAGCGCCCGACGACCCCGCCCCUCUCGCCUCCGUCACCCACACACGCCUGUACGCCCUCAUCAGAGUGCGUACGUGAUUUCCUUGGCACCCCUUAUUCGAGCGCUGCUAGUCAUUGGUAAAUUGUGUUGAAAGAUCGCGCUUAGUCGAAUAAAGUGAAAAUCAAUUAUA
Pieris brassicae (large cabbage white) is the source of this 1567-nucleotide messenger RNA. Its product is annotated as beta-1,4-N-acetylgalactosaminyltransferase bre-4-like. The transcript has 4 exons. Bases 501 to 1475 code for a protein of 324 amino acids. Gene Ontology annotation, biological process: glycosphingolipid biosynthetic process; carbohydrate metabolic process. Lineage: Eukaryota; Metazoa; Arthropoda; Insecta; Lepidoptera; Pieridae. Gene Ontology annotation, molecular function: N-acetyl-beta-glucosaminyl-derivative 4-beta-N-acetylgalactosaminyltransferase activity. The record is from RefSeq and is a predicted model, not a curated record.